UAUAAACUCUUUCUCUUUGGAGCCAAAGCUCCGUCUUUUCAAAAACCUCCAUUUCUUCCUCGCGCCGUCCCCCCUAUUCUCUCCUUCUAAAUCAUGUCUUCGUUUCUCCUGUGAAACCCUCUCCACAAAAAUCUCUACCGGAAAUUGAUUGAACUGGGGUCAGAUCCUAUUUGUUCCCAUUCUUCAGCUUGGACUCUUAUCUCAGCUCCAGUCGAAUAGUAAUUCUUUUUCAUAAUGAUCAAUCCUGAUUUGAAAAGCAACGUUCUGGGUAAUGUUGAGACUGGCAUUCCUUUGUGCCAUAAUCAAUCAACUGCGGUUAAUAAAAAAAUAGCUCUGAAGGAUGUGCAGAAUAACAACAAAGGCUUUGUGCGCAACUAUCAAGGAACUAGUGCAGAUGUAGCUAAGGUUUCUGGAUCCAAGAGACAAACUCCUGGCGGUUCUGUAAAUACUCGACAGUCGUUGAUAAGUAAAGGCGUAAAUGAUCAUCUGGCUGAUGUUCGUAAAAGAUUUGAAGCAGAACUAGGAAAAUCACGACAUGAUAACUGGGACAAGAAAACUAAGGUUUUACCGUCAAGACCAAAUGCUAACAAUAAUAUGAAGCAGGAUUUGCCCCAACAGACCCAAAUUAAAGAUAAUGCAGUUUCACCACCAGCUUCAGGAAUUAUCUUUCCUAAAGUUGUACCACUUUGGAAGAAUAACACAGUUGAAUCCAAUGGAAUUAAGGUUAAAACAGAAGUCUUUCCAGUACUCACUGAGGCAGCUAAUAACAAAUGGCGCGAGCGGUUUGUUGCUUUACAAAACUUCUUAAAACAGUGUGAUGAGUCAGCUAGUCAAAGGGAUUACGCUCAAAAAAUGCUGCUUCUGUCACCAUCUGAUCUUAGUAAACAUGCUGUUGGAUUGGAGACAAGAGCAAUCCAGCUGACCAUAGAAGAAGGGAAAGAGAUGCAGCGGGUGAAGGUGCUAAACAUACUUGGGAAAGCUGGUCCCACGAAUAAUUCAAAUAAAACUUGUGUCACUGCUACGAACGAUCCGAGAUGAACCAUGCCAAGCUUUAACAAGCUUCUUUUUUCUAAAAAAGACAGCUUGAAGAGAGUUGAUAUAGGCUUUGUAGUAGGUUCAUGAUGAGUCCGAUGAUGAGAAAUGGGGGUUGGUUGGUCUGUUGGAGAUGAUCACGAUUUGUUUUGGUCUAACAUCAUGGUAUUUUGUUGUUUUAGCAUUAUGUUGUUCUUGGAUGUUUGGCAACUGGUUCCUCUGCUUAUAUAUGCAUGAAAAAAAUGCUGUAAACCAUUUAUGGCUAUAUUGUUGAGUAGUAAGUAAUCUCAAUAGAUUUAUUGUUUUCUU
Molecule: messenger RNA, 1341 nt
Organism: Impatiens glandulifera
Lineage: Eukaryota; Viridiplantae; Streptophyta; Magnoliopsida; Ericales; Balsaminaceae
Exons: 4
Coding region: 235-1038 (267 amino acids)
Source: RefSeq, a predicted model, not a curated record